AUGACCGAGCUACGGCUAGGUCUUCCCGGAGAAAUCAUCAUCACCGGAAAGUCUAGGGUUUCUUCUGAAGUAGAGAGUGACUUGAAAUGUGAACCGGCGACAAAGAGUGAUAAAGUAGUGGGAUGGCCACCGGUUUGUUCGUUCAGGAGAAAGAACAGCCUUGAAGGGACAAGGACUUCGUAUGUGAAAGUGAGUGUAGAUGGAGCUGCGUUUCUCAGGAAGAUCGAUUUGGAAAUGUACAAAUGUUACCAAGAUCUCGCUUCCGCUCUACAAAUUCUAUUCGGAUGCUUUAUCAACUUUGAUGAUACACUGAAGGAAAAUGAAUACAUUCCGAUAUAUGAAGAUAAAGAUGGAGAUUGGAUGCUUGCUGGUGAUGUUCCUUGGGAGUAUGUUUUCAGUUAG
This is a messenger RNA of Eruca vesicaria subsp. sativa (arugula), 402 nucleotides long. The record is from the annotation of a GenBank genome assembly. Lineage: Eukaryota; Viridiplantae; Streptophyta; Magnoliopsida; Brassicales; Brassicaceae.